UCUGGCUCGUGCUUGCCAUCGAUCAAGAACGCCAAAGAAAAUUGGAAAUCAACUAUUAAGGCUUCUUCCUUUCUUUCUCGAGGUUUCCAUUUUUCCACAUAAAGAAAAUUUUACUCUCUUGCAAUUUUCUCUACACUGCUCCAAUUUCUCUUAUCAGGUUUCAACUUAAUCGGACACAGCAUUUGACUGUUACUAUUCGAUUUCCCUUUUCUGUUGUGAUGAGAUUGUGGAAGAACAAAAAUGAAGAAAUUAACCCUAAAGAGAGACCAUAAAAAGUGGAAGAAGGAUAAUUUGAUGUAGAGGUCGAGGGUUUAGUCGUUGAUUUUGGCCCUCUGAAAACGCUACAAGAAUCUCUCCCUCAUGAUUUCUUGAAUUCUUAUAAUAUUCCUCUGCCUACAGAAAUUGGAACAUCCAAUUUGCGUUGUAUUGCUUAACUGAAUCUGUUAAGAUAAAUUAAGAAGGAUCAAAUAGUGGUUGGUUGCUCUGAAAGGGAAGGAAAGUUUGAAAUAUUUGUCGGCGUCGCUAUUUCAAGAUCAGCGCAGAGUUGCACCUUUAGGAAGUUGAAUCCCAGUGUUUGAUCAAUGGAUGCCAAUGAAACAUCUGAAGAAACGAUCUCAAAUGUCGCAAGUCCAAAAUUGGCUGGAACUGUUAACUGGGGCACAGCAACAGUUAUUGGAGUGUUUGCGGGUAUGCUAUAUGGAGGUAGCAAGGAGGCAGCUGCAUCAGUUAGCAAGGAUGCAGAAGUAAUGUUGAAGCUUGGUAGCACUCCAGACAAGCGUGAACAGUAUCGAUUAAUGAGAGAUGCAAUGGAGAAAAGGUUUAUUCGAGUCACUCGGGGUUCAAUAGUUGGUGGAGUGCGCCUUGGAAUGUUCACUGCUGCAUUUUAUGGUUUACAAAAUUUUCUGGCUGAGAAACGUGGUCUGCAUGAUGUUUUCAAUAUUGUGGGAGCUGGUUCCGCCACUGCUGCUACAUUUGGUUUAAUUUUGCCUGGAUCUCUCCGAUGGCGCGCAAGGAAUGUGAUGCUGGGAUCAGUUCUGGGUGCAGCAUUCUGCUUCCCUCUUGGUUGGAUUCAGUUGAAGCUUAUAGAGAAAGCAAAUGAAGGGAAUCCUGAUUUAGAUGGAAGAGGAGAAGCGAAUAGUGGUGUUGGCGCUGCUAUAGAGAGGCUGGAAGGAAACUUGAAAGCCGAGUAAACAAUCUUAAUUUUGUGUGGCAUAGAGAUUUUUGAGAGAGAGUUGUGUUAGCAUCAAAGGUUGGAUAGGUUGGCCACGCGCCUGCUUCUUUUUCUUCCGUUUUCCAGUGGCGCAUAAGAGAAUGAAAUAAGGCUACAACAUUUUCUAUAUCUAGCAAUUUUUGUAGGUUUAUUUUUAAUAUUCAUGGAUUUUCCCUCGAUGGAAAAAAAAAGAUUUAAUUACUCAAAAAUUCUCCGCCAUGUGCAGAGGGGUUUUUGGAUGUGGUGAACCUGAUGAUCUCUUUGAUUUAUUUAAGAGAAUCCAAAAAUCUAAUAUAACAAGCUUUUGCCCA
Molecule: messenger RNA, 1521 nt
Organism: Manihot esculenta (cassava)
Lineage: Eukaryota; Viridiplantae; Streptophyta; Magnoliopsida; Malpighiales; Euphorbiaceae
Exons: 7
Coding region: 582-1190 (202 amino acids)
Cellular component (GO): mitochondrion
Source: RefSeq, a predicted model, not a curated record